Cooperia oncophora is the source of this 762-nucleotide messenger RNA. NCBI's taxonomy places the organism in Eukaryota, Metazoa, Nematoda, Chromadorea, Rhabditida, Trichostrongylidae. The record is from the annotation of a GenBank genome assembly.
AUGGUCAGCAGCGCUGAUGUAGCGCGGGGUACAGCUGACGAUGCUUGGAAAGUUAUUAUGGACUCAAUCAACAGUCAGCAAGAGCGACGAGAAAAGCGUGAUUCCUCAGGGUACAUUCAGUGCCCGCCGCUCAACAACUGUCCACCAGGCCCUCCAGGACCUCCAGGAUAUCCAGGACAACCUGGUGUCGAUGGCGAAAAGGGACAAGAUGGAAAGCCGGGCGAGACAGGCUUGAUAGCCGAGUAUGAAGAGAUUGACAAUACUACCGGCUGCGUUAAGUGCCCAAACGGUCCUCCUGGUCCGCAAGGCCCGGACGGGCCCGUUGGAGAACCUGGCCCACCAGGUGAGGUUGGCGUAGCAGGACAACCAGGAAGAAAUGGUAUCAUUGGUUUGCCGGGACCAAGUGGUGAUGCAGGAGAUCAAGGACCUCCUGGGACUCCUGGGUUGCAAGGGACACCCGGUAAGUCAGCGACCCUGAAGAAAGCAGUAGCUGGACAACCUGGUUUGCCUGGGCCACCAGGACGACCAGGAAAGCCGGGACAGAGUGGACAUCAAGGAAAGGGAGAACCUGGUAGUGAAGGACCCGCUGGACCGCCUGGGUUAGACGGAGCUUACUGUGCAUGCCCGGAUCGGGUGAAGAUUCUCUCUGAAUUGGUACCAUAUUCUAACGGUGAUUAUGAAAUUAUUGAUGCUGAAAAUUCUGGUGACGCUGACGACGCUUCUGGAGCAUCUGGUGAAAAUGAAGAAGUCAUCAAUGUUUGA